Molecule: messenger RNA, 6109 nt
Organism: Eleginops maclovinus (Patagonian blennie)
Lineage: Eukaryota; Metazoa; Chordata; Actinopteri; Perciformes; Eleginopidae
Product: myosin-7-like
Exons: 31
Coding region: 156-5075 (1639 amino acids)
Biological process (GO): cardiac muscle contraction; sarcomere organization; muscle filament sliding
Cellular component (GO): cytoplasm; myosin filament; myosin II complex
Molecular function (GO): microfilament motor activity; actin filament binding; ATP binding
Source: RefSeq, a predicted model, not a curated record
UCAGAAUUCAUUUUGACAACCGAGGAAAGCUGGCCUCUGCUGACAUUGAGACUUAUCUUCUGGAAAAAUCUCGUGUGACCUAUCAGCUCAAAGCUGAGAGGGACUAUCACAUUUUCUACCAGAUCUUGUCUCAGGCAAAGCCUGAACUUCUGGAAAUGUUGCUUAUCACCAACAACCCCUACGACUACGCCUUCAUCUCCCAAGGAGAAACGACAGUAGCCUCUAUCAAUGAUUCUGAAGAGCUGAUGGCCACUGAUGAUGCCUUUGAUGUGCUGGGCUUCACUCAAGAAGAGAAGAACAGCAUUUACAAGCUGACUGGUGCUAUCAUGCACUAUGGGAACAUGAAGUUUAAGCAGAAGCAGCGAGAAGAACAGGCAGAGGCUGAUGGCACUGAAGUUGCUGACAAAAUUGCAUAUCUGAUGGGCCUGAACUCUGCCGACCUGAUCAAAGGUCUCCUUCACCCGAGAGUCAAAGUCGGAAAUGAGUGGGUCACCAAGGGACAAAAUGUCGCCCAGGUGUACUAUGCUGUAAGUGCACUGUCUAAAUCAGUGUAUGAGAAGAUGUUUUUGUGGAUGGUAGUGAGAAUUAAUCAAUCCCUGGACACCAAGCAGCCUCGCCAGUACUUCAUUGGUGUACUGGACAUUGCUGGAUUUGAGAUCUUUGAUUUCAACACCUUUGAGCAGCUGUGCAUCAACUUCACCAAUGAAAAACUGCAACAGUUUUUCAACCACCACAUGUUUGUGCUGGAGCAAGAAGAGUACAAGAAAGAGGGCAUUGAAUGGACUUUCAUCGAUUUUGGCAUGGAUUUGCAAGCCUGUAUUGACCUGAUUGAAAAGCCCAUGGGUAUCAUGUCCAUCCUUGAAGAGGAGUGCAUGUUCCCCAAAGCCUCUGAUUCCACCUUCAAAGCUAAGCUCUAUGACAACCAUCUGGGGAAGUCUGGUAACUUCCAGAAGCCCAGAGUUAUCAAAGGGAGACCAGAGGCCCACUUUGGCCUGAUGCACUAUGCUGGAACUGUUGAAUAUAAUAUCAACAACUGGCUGGUGAAGAACAAAGAUCCUCUGAAUGAGACUGUUGUUGGACUCUACCAGAAGUCCAAUCUCAAGCUGUUAUCUAUCCUGUUUAUGAAUUACGCUGGAGCAGAGUCAGAAGCGAAGGGCGGCAAAGGAGGAGGAAGCAAGAAGAAAGGUUCAUCCUUCCAAACCGUGUCUGCUUUGCACAGGGAGAACCUGCAUAAGCUGAUGACCAACUUGAGGUCUACUCACCCUCACUUUGUACGCUGCCUCAUCCCCAAUGAGACCAAGACUCCUGGGGCCAUGGAGAACCCUCUGGUGAUGCACCAGCUGCGCUGUAACGGUGUGCUGGAAGGCAUCAGGAUCUGCAGGAAGGGCUUUCCCAACAGGGUCCUAUAUGGAGAUUUCAAACAGAGGUACCGUAUUUUAAACCCUGCUGCCAUUCCCGAGGGACAGUUUAUCGACAACAAGAAAGCUGCCGAGAAACUGUUGGGUUCUCUGGAUAUUGACCACAGCCAGUACAAACUGGGACACACCAAGGUGUUCUUCAAAGCGGGACUGCUGGGUCUGCUAGAGGAGAUGCGAGAUGACCGGCUUGCACUAAUCAUCACUGGCAUCCAAGCACGGUCUAGAGGCCUUCUGGCAAGAAUUGAAUUCCAGAAGAUUGUCGAACGCAGGGAUUCACUAUUAGUGAUCCAGUGGAACAUCCGUGCCUUUAUGGUCGUCAAGAAUUGGCCCUGGAUGAAGUUGUACUUCAAGAUUAAACCUCUAUUGAAAUCAGCAGAGACUGAGAAGGAGAUGGCCAACAUGAAGGAAGAGUUUGCCAAACUUAAAGAGGCUUAUGCAAAAUCAGAGGCCCGCAAGAAGGAGCUUGAGGAGAAAAUGGUCUCUCUUCUCCAAGAGAAGAACGACCUGCAGCUCCAAGUUCAAUCGGAGCAAGAUAAUCUCUGUGAUGCUGAAGAAAGAUGUGAGGGGCUGAUCAAGAGCAAGAUCCACCUUGAGGCAAAAUCCAAAGAGCUCACGGAAAGGCUGGAGGAUGAGGAAGAGAUGAAUGCUGAACUGACUGCUAAGAAGAGGAAGCUGGAGGAUGAGUGCUCUGAGCUGAAGAAAGACAUUGAUGACUUAGAGUUAACUCUGGCUAAGGUGGAGAAGGAGAAACAUGCCACAGAGAACAAGGUUAAAAACCUGGUAGAAGAGAUGGCUGGUCAGGAUGAAAUCAUUGCUAAGUUGACCAAAGAAAAGAAAGCCCUACAGGAAGCUCUUCAGCAAUCACUUGAUGAUCUUCAGAGUGAGGAAGACAAAGUCAACACUCUGACGAAGGCCAAGUCUAAGCUGGAGCAGCAAGUGGAUGAUCUUGAGGGGUCCCUAGAGCAAGAGAAAAAAGUGCGUAUGGACCUUGAGAGAUCAAAGAGGAAGAUUGAGGGAGACCUAAAGUUAGCCCAAGAAAGUGUCAUGGACCUGGAAAAUGACAAGCAGCAACUCGAAGAGAGGCUGAAAAAGAAAGAUUUUGAAAUCAAUCAACUGAAUGGCAAAAUUGAAGAUGAACAAUUGUUGAGUUCCCAGCUCCAGAAAAAAUUGAAGGAGUUACAGGCUCGCAUUGAGGAGCUUGAAGAAGAGCUUGAGGCAGAGCGAGCUGCUCGAGCUAAGGUGGAAAAGCAGAGAUCUGACUUGGCCAGGGAGCUGGAGGAGAUCAGUGAGAGGCUGGAGGAAGCUGGUGGAGCAACAUCUGCCCAGAUUGAGAUGAACAAGAAGCGGGAGGGCGAGUUACAGAAACUCCGCAGAGACCUUGAAGAGGCCACUCUGCACCAUGAAGCCACUGCUGCCACACUCAGGAAGAAACAAGCUGACAGUGUGGCUGAUCUGGGAGAGCAGAUAGAAAACCUGCAGAGAGUCAAGCAGAAACUGGAGAAGGAGAAGAGUGAGCUCAGACUGGAGCUGGAUGAUGUGGUCUCCAAUAUGGAACAUAUUGUGAAGGCAAAGAAUAAUUUGGAGAAAAUGUGCAGGACCCUGGAAGAUCAGAUGAAUGAAUACAAAACAAAGGCAGAAGAGGGACAGCGUACCAUCAAUGACAUCAACAUGCAGAAAACAAAACUUCAAACUGAGACUGGUGAACUUUCAAGGAGGCUUGAGGAAAGGGAUUCCCUGGUGUCUCAAAUGACCAGAGGAAAACAAUCCCACUCUCAACAAAUUGAAGACCUUAAAAGACAACUUGAGGAGGAAGUCAAGGCCAAGAAUGCUUUAGCUCAUGCAGUGCAGUCUGCUCGUCAUGACUGUGACCUGCUCAGGGAGCAGUAUGAGGAGGAGCAGGAGGCUAAGUCUGAAUUGCAGCACGGCAUGUCCAAGGCUAACUCUGAGGUGGCUCAGUGGAGAACUAAGUACGAAACUGAUGCCAUCCAGAGAACCGAGGAACUGGAGGAGGCAAAAAAGAAGCUGGCUCAGCGUCUGCAGGAUGCUGAGGAGGCUGUUGAAGCAACGAAUGCUAAGUGUUCGUCUCUGGAGAAGACCAAACACAGGCUGCAGAAUGAGAUUGAAGAUCUCAUGGUGGAUGUGGAGAGGUCUAAUGCUGCUGCUGCUGCUCUGGACAAGAAGCAAAGAAACUUUGACAAGGUCUUGGCAGAAUGGAAACAGAAGUUUGAAGAGUCUCAGUGUGAGCUGGAGGGCUCACAGAAAGAGGCCAGGUCUCUAAGCACUGAGCUUUUCAAAUUGAAGAAUUCAUAUGAAGAGUCUCUUGAACAUGUGGAGACCAUGAAGAGAGAGAACAAGAAUCUGCAGGAGGAAAUAUCUGACCUCACUGAGCAAAUUGGUGAGAAUGGAAAGAAUAUUCAUGAACUUGAGAAGAUUCGAAAACAGUUGGAGCAAGAGAAGUCUGAGAUACAAACCGCAUUGGAGGAAGCAGAGGCAUCUCUUGAGCAUGAGGAAGGGAAGAUUCUGAGAGCACAGCUUGAGUUCAAUCAGAUUAAGGCUGAUAUUGAGCGCAAGCUAGCUGAGAAAGAUGAAGAAAUGGAGCAAGCAAAGAGAAAUCAGCAGCGUCUAGUGGAUACUCUUCAGAACUCUCUUGAUGCCGAGACUCGCAGUAGGAAUGAGGCUCUCCGUUUGAAGAAAAAGAUGGAAGGAGACCUUAAUGAGAUGGAGAUCCAGCUGAGCCAGGCCAACAGGCAGGCGGCUGAGGCUCAAAAACAGCUUAAGGCUGUUCAUUCCCAUCUGAAGGAUGCCCAGCUCCAGCUUGACGACUCUCUUCGAGCCAAUGAAGAUCUUAAGGAAAACAAUGCCGUGGUUGAGAGACGCAACAACCUGCUUCAGGCCGAAGUAGAAGAGCUCAGGUCUGCUCUGGAGCAAACUGAAAGAGGCCGCAAACUUGCUGAGCAAGAGUUGCUGGAUGUUAGUGAACGGGUGCAGCUACUGCACUCGCAGAACACCAGCCUGUUAAAUCACAAGAAGAAGCUGGAGGCUGAUACAUCCCAGCUUCAGACCGAAGUGGAGGAGGCCGUGCAGGAGUGCAGAAACGCAGAGGAAAAGGCUAAGAAAGCCAUCACUGAUGCUGCCAUGAUGGCAGAGGAGCUGAAGAAAGAGCAGGACACCAGCUCUCACCUUGAGCGCAUGAAGAAGAACAUGGAGCAAACCAUCAAAGACCUGCAGCACCGUCUGGAUGAAGCUGAACAGAUCGCCAUGAAGGGAGGCAAGAAGCAGAUCCAGAAGCUCGAGGCCAGGAUCAAAGAACUGGAAUGUGAGUUGGAGGCUGAGCAGAAAAAGUCCAGUGAUUCUUUCAAGGGAUUACGAAAAUAUGAGAGACGAAUCAAAGAAUUGACGUAUCAGGCAAAAGAGGAUCGUAAGAAUAUUGCGCGUCUGCAAGAUCUGGUAGACAAGCUGCAACUAAAGGUCAAAUCAUACAAGAGAUCUUCAGAGGAAUCUGAGGAGCAGUCCAACACUAAUCUUGGCAAGUUUCGUAAGCUUCAACAUGAGCUUGAUGAAGCUGAAGAGAGAGCCGACAUCGCUGAGUCCCAGGUCAACAAGCUACGUGCUAAGAGUCGUGAUGUGGGUUCAAAGAAAGGACACGAUGAGGAGUGAAGCUCAUGGAAUGAAUUCUUAUUCUGAGGCACCUCAUGUCUAAAGGUGUCUCCCUAAGCAUGCUGGUUUUUCAGUAGAAUAAAAUGAAUCUGCAUCUCAAACUGUGCUUUGGCUUUUUUUGUUACCUAUCCAUGUGUUACUACUUUGGAACAAAAUAUUAAGAUAUUGGUGACACUUAUUAGCACAUGUUAUGUGUAGAACAUGUUCAUUAGUACUUAGUCAUGACUGAUAUUGUCAAAUCUAUUACAGCAUUGAAAAGCAUUUCCAUUUAUAAAUUAUAUCACAUGCAGAAUUAUAACCCCUAUGUAUAAUAUACAGUAAAAUUGUAGCUUAAAACCCAUCACUGAACAACAUCUAAAAUCGGAAACCUUAUGAGUAUGGUAAAUCAAUUUAAGUUGUAAUAUAUGUAGUAUCAUAUUCAGGUAGAUCAAUAUGUUUUUGGUUUACAUAACAACCUGUGCAGAAGGACCUGGUUGAAUCUUUAAUUAAUGUCUGUAUUUUCAUUAGUUGUAUACAUUUUAUGAUCAGUUUUUUGUCCAAAAAAGAAACAAACAUUAUAGUAUAUCAGAAAUAUGUCUUUGAAUCAAUAGUUAUUGAUGUACACUAAUGAUGUAGUGAUUAGUUAUGGAUAUCUUGUGUAUCACUAUUUUAAUAUUGUGUUCUUCUGACCAUACCUAGCAACACUGAUUAGGGGAAAUACAAUCUUAUUCUCCUUGAGUUAUGUUUAUAAGGUAUGAUUUGAAGCUGAGCUGUUGAUAGGCCUAUCACACGAAUGAGAAGAGUUUCAAUCAAUUUGUUAUAACAAGUUAUAGUUUGUUAUAAUAUUUGUUAUUUUCAUUAAACAGGAAAAUCUGUGAUCUGACACUUCAAUCGUAUAGACAGAAAUUACAUACCGUAUCAUUGUCAACAUCAUUAAAGAUCCUUUUUUGAAAUAUAAUAUAUAACAUAUAUUAGCGUAUUUUCUUACCUGUGAUACUGAGGUAGUCUUGCAGAAGGUGUCUUAUUCCCAAAUUGGUUUUGUGAUAAAAUAAAAG